Messenger RNA from Clarias gariepinus (North African catfish), 1195 nucleotides. RefSeq names its product fibroblast growth factor 20b (gene fgf20b). The record is from RefSeq and is a predicted model, not a curated record. Gene Ontology annotation, molecular function: growth factor activity; fibroblast growth factor receptor binding. NCBI's taxonomy places the organism in Eukaryota, Metazoa, Chordata, Actinopteri, Siluriformes, Clariidae. The transcript is spliced from 3 exons. Gene Ontology annotation, biological process: positive regulation of protein phosphorylation; regulation of cell migration; fibroblast growth factor receptor signaling pathway. Gene Ontology annotation, cellular component: cytoplasm. Bases 145 to 762 code for a protein of 205 amino acids.
GGAGUGUCAUAAAUUACAUCUAUCUUUUUUUGCACUGCACUCGAAAACUCUUGACUCGUUCUUGAUCAUGGAUCGUAUAAGCGCAGGGCGUUAAGGGUUUUGCGCUCGCUCGGUUCGAGUGACAGUCGAUCGCGCGUGCCGGUGAUGGCGGAGAUGAGCGCGCUGCUGCAGGGCGCCGAGGGCGCGGGAGCCGCCAGCUCUCUCCUCUUCCUGCCGCCGCUCGCAGAGACUCUCGCGCUGCUCGGAGAUCAGCGAUUUCCGGCUGAGUGGCUGUCCCGCAGCACGCCGGCCGAGCUGGACCACUUAAAGGGCAUCCUGAGGAGGAGACAGCUUUACUGCAGAACCGGGUUCCACCUGGAACUCCUGCCGGACGGCACGGUGCAGGGCACGCGGAAAGACCACAGUCGCUUCGGUAUUUUGGAAUUCAUAAGCCUUGCUGCUGGAUUAAUCAGCAUCCGAGGAGUGGACAGUGGCCUCUACCUUGGAAUGAAUGACAAGGGGGAGCUCUAUGGCUCUGAGAAACUGACAGCUGAGUGUAUCUUUCGGGAACAGUUUGAAGAGAACUGGUACAACACUUAUUCCUCCAACCUCUACAACCAAGGAGAAAGGGGGGCUCGCUACUAUGUGGCACUCAACAAGGAUGGAACACCACGAGAUGGGACAAAAUCAAGGCGACAUCAAAAGUUUACACAUUUUCUCCCCAGGCCUGUAGUCCCUGAUAAAGUACCUGAACUUUACAAAGAAACAGUAGGACACAGCUGAGACCAGCAGCUUGGUGUUUGAAGAUAAAUUCCCAAUAAAAAAAGGAACAAGGGAAAUGGAUGGAUGUCUAGUAGCCCUGGUACACCUGCCUUAGCCGCAUGGAUUGUUACUCCAGGAAGUAUAGACGGCAAAGGAUGGUAAAAUGCUCAGUGCUGGUCAUUUUUCCUUAGCACUGCAAGCAACAGAGGGUGUCCCCAACUCCAUGGGACGUACAGAACCUAUUUAGCAUUAGGCCUGCUGCUGAAGAGGAAAAAGAGAAAAUGUUCUGUCUGAUGCUGUAAUGGAUUUUUAUAUGACAAGUUUUUUUUAUUAUUUUAAACAAGGAUUAUUGUGGACUAGCUUUGGAGAAAACUGAAGGAACACUACUUAUGUGAUGUACUGAAAAGUUGAAACUCACAGCUGUGGAGAACACAUAAGCAGCAUAUUAUUUAUA